This is a messenger RNA of Puma concolor (puma), 1497 nucleotides long. The record is from RefSeq and is a predicted model, not a curated record. Lineage: Eukaryota; Metazoa; Chordata; Mammalia; Carnivora; Felidae.
AUGGACGUGGACUUGCGUGGGCGGGGGAGCCGGAGCCGGCGCGGGAGGCGGCCUCGUGCGUGUCCCGCGGGGAUCGCCGUGCACGCGGAGGGCCGGCCGGCCUGCGGCUCACGCUUCGUGGAGGGCCAGCCUUCGCUGGUGAGGGCCCUGGAGAAGCUGGGGGGCACCGCAGGCCUGCCUGUGCCUGGUGCCCGCCUUGCCUGCCUGCCCACCAGCGCCCCCUACCGGGCCAGGACUUCUCGAGCAUCCGGGACUGACCGGGAGCUGGGCGUGGUGCACGUGGUCGCUGCCAAGUCCCCGAGAUGGUGGCACAAAUUUGUGGUCUCGUGGUUCGUCCUUCCCCUGCAGAAGUGGAUCAUAGAUCUGGCCAUGAAUCUAAGUACUUUCAUCAGCGUGGCCAGCAAGUUUGCUCAGCUCCAGUACCUGUGGAAGACCAGGGACUCAGGCACCGUGAGCGCCCUCACCUGGAGCCUUGCUGCAUACACCUGUGCAACAAGAAUAAUAACAACGAUAAUGACCACCGGCGAUCUUACGAUUCUUACACGUUUCGUGAUCAUGCUUGCUUUAAACGUGUGGGUAACCACCACGGUCCUUCGCUACAGGAAGACGGCGGUAAAGGCUGAGUAACAGAUGCGCUGCCCCUCCACACGAAGUGGAUUCCUAGUAACUGAAGCAAAGCUCACUGCUGAACCAAGGUCUCUUAUAAGUUUAGUCAAUGGCUUUAGAAACGCUGAAUUGAAGCCAGAUGUAUUUUGGACAGGAGCCACUUAAACACUUGUUGAGAAAUGUUGAUUUCCUUCCCACUCCUCCCCUUCGUGAGGCGGAGGCAGGUCUCGGACACCUGCAUGUCGAGCAGUCAAGACCAUGCUUUUCAGCUUUCAGAAUCUUCUAAGAAAUAAAUCCUCUCUAGAGCACAAAUGAUUAUGAACGGAGUGGGAUUUUACCCAGUCAGAAGUGAAAUUGUAGUAAAUUACCAGGGUCACUUUCUGGGGCGGUUUUUUUAAUAUAGAUGUAACAGGAUGGCCUUGCUGUAUCAUAAUACACGAUAAUGCCUCCUUAGGCUAUAGUAAGGAUAUCGAGGCAAGCAAAAACGUUAAUUGGCUCGAGUUUAUAUACCCAAGUAGUGCUGUAAUUUCAUAUAGUGCCUUUAGUUCCUAAGGAAAGGUCGAUUGGCUGCAGUCUCUACAGCAGGAUGAGGCAGUCCCGAUGAACUUUCUGAUUCAAGCACAAUGCUGCCAUCUUUAAGAGUCACACCUUUGAAAAACAAAAAUGUCCACUGAAAAUAGAUGCAGUAAAAGGUAUUGCUGGGGUGCUGUCAACUUCUUACGGAUUUUAUUCUUGUUAUAUUCUAAACGUGAUGUUAGGAUUACUGGAUACUGCAUUUUACCGUAAAAGUUUAUAAACGCUAGAAUUUAAAAGCUCUUUCCCUUUAUAAUUGAAUGGCAUUGUUAUACGUAAUAAGUAAAUGAUGUUUAUUAGAAAAUGUUUUAGUGUCCU